UGACGUCUCUAUGGAAACGACACCACUAAACAUGUCGCAGAAGUCAAUGGGAAUAUUGUGUAAGUGAAGCAGUGGAGCAGCGCAACUAUUGUGUGAACGAAAAGACAUGGCGACCAAGCACAACUAUACAACACACAGUACACUUCUGGAGCAACGAUGGAGGAAAGUGCAACAACAGCGACUCAAUUUACCAAUGCCAAUUGGUUUCCUGCAAAGUGGCAGCGCCAUGGCUGUCUCCCAAGCAGUCGAGGCUUACAGGCAGAACAAAGAGCAGGGCAGAGUUGUGCGCAGCCCGUCACCGGAGCCUCACUUCCAUUCUACUAUGCAAAGUGAGGAUAGGAAACAAAGGAUGAACUACAUAUUCCUGAAGCAGUGUGUAGAAAGCCGGCCAGUCAUUCCCAUCCCUCAGCAGUGGUUGAACUCAAUUGAUUCCAAAAUCCCUCCCGAACUUAAAGACAGCACUCAGAAAAACAAAAUCCUGCAGGAGCUCCUCAACGAAGUCACUGACAACUUUCAUGACGUUGUCGUCAAGCUCACAGUGGAGACAUUCCUAAAGAAUCCAGAGUGUGAAGAAACUACCUCAGAAACACAUACACCUCUUCCACCAGAAAUUCUUGAAUUUUCCCAAACACGACAUGAGAGCUUUAUCACAAACCGGAACCAGAUAAAGGAAAAUUUGCACGUUCUACAUCCCAUUAUGCAAACUAUUUUGGAUAUUGGCUACACAACCUUUUCAUCGAUGGUUUUUGUGGAUCUUUCAGGAUAUAGGGCUUUGGGACCUGUUGAUUCCAAGGUGUUGCAGAAAGACCUGGCUGUAGAAUGCGAGACAACACAACAGAGCAUCAUGAAUACCUGGUUCCCUAAAGUCAUCAAUUUAUUAACAAGUCCAAAAACAUUGGGGUCAGUUAAAGAAGAAUCCCUGGAUUCCUUCUUUGACUGCGCAUGCACCCUCAUCUCCAAUCAGUUGAAAGCCCUACUUCAGAGGAGUGUAGAGGAGUUUGUCAGCCCAUUUGAGCCAAGCAACAACCACCUCUUGCCCAUCUUUCGAAUGGCACUGACGUUAAAUGAAGAAAAGAUGGAAAUAUGCCCCACCUUACAGGAGCUGGAAGCAGAUGUUUUUGAAAUCUUUAAUACAAUCACAAGUACACUGCAGAAAGUGCAGACAAUCCAUUCAUGGCUGGCAAAUUCCACAUCUGCAUUUGUGGAUGCUAAGACCCCUGAACACACCCUUGCUUGGGCUCAUUUCACUGUGAAAGCAACUGUGCGUGAGAAUCUAAAUGAACCAGACAAAUAUUUCCAGAAUUAUGUUGACAACUAUGACUGGUUAGUCAAUGGAACUGCUCAGACUCGAGUUGAGACCUUUGUAGAAGAAACCCAUUCAUUUGCUGAAUAUAUUCAGCAAGUGGAUGAGUUUCGUGACUUGUCAAGGAAGAUUGAAAACCUCCCAACCAAAGCUCACUUUUCAAUGGUCCAAUUGGAUUGUGAGGAGCUGAAUCACGGACUGGCUAAUAAAUCUAAAGCCUUUGCUGAAACACUUAUUAAAAAAAUGACAACCAAACACUGUGAACAAAAUCUACAGACCUGCCGUGAUUUUGAAACCAUCCGAGAAAAUGCUUUGAAAGUACCCGACACGACAGACGACAUGGCCAACAUGAUUGAAUACAUUGAAUUAACUAAGACAAAGGGUAUCACACUUCUCAAUAAAAAAAUAAAGAAAGCCCACAGCAGACUGAGCUACCUCCUAGAUGUCCACAUAUUUGAACCUGAAGAUCUAGAACUGAAUUCAACUGUGUUUAUGUGGCCAUUGAAAAUCCAAGAGGUCUUUGAACUCAGCAAUGAGCUUUUGCAGAAGUCCAAGAAGACAGGGGAGAGAGAGAUGCUUGCUAAAAGAGAAAGCGCAAUGGCACAUCUGGCCAAGCUGCAACGUAGGGUUGAAGAAUUCCCCCACUGUUCUGAGCUUGAUAUGAUGCAGCAGUACAUGACAGAGGUCAGAACAGUUCAGAUCCUUCUUCGCGAGGUUGAGGAAACCAUCAUUGACAUCCACAAAGAUGAGGUUUUUCAUCAAUGGGAACAAACAUAUUAUCCUGAAGUUGAGGUCAUCAGAGAGAGCGUUGAACAGUACCAGAAGGUGUUUGGGUUCAUAUUCAAAUGGCAGCGUGCAGAGAAAAGCUGGAUGGAUGGUUCUUUCCUGGAACUUCAUGGUGAGGGAAUGGAGAUAAAAGUGGAUGAGUUCUACAGGGAGAUCUUCAAGAUGCUGAAGUAUUUCCAACAGAAAAAGAGCAAGGCUGAACAGGAAACAAAGAAGUCAACUGGAUCCAGAGGGCGACGUGAUGAAGACAGCACAAACAAGGAAGAGAGUUCUACAAUAGCCCUGUGCUCCACUGUACUAGAGCAAAUCAAAGAGUUCAAGGAGUAUAUCCCUUUAGUGUCUGUCCUGUGUAAUCCGGGUAUCAGAGAUCGCCACUGGCAGCAGAUGUCAGACAUCGUUGGGUAUGACCUCACUCCUCACUCUGGUACAACACUACGAAAAGUUCUACAAAACGACUUGUCUCCUUACCUGGAAGAGUUUGAGUCAGUCAGUACUACAGCUAGUAAAGAAUUUUCCAUGGAGAAGGCCAUGCAAACCAUGGUCACUGCUUGGGAUGGUGUUUCUCUCCAGCAUCAGCUAUACAGAGACACUGGUGUGUCCAUCCUGACGGCUUUGGAUGAAAUUCAGGCUAUGCUAGAUGAUCAGAUUGUGAAAACUCAGACAAUGAGGAGCUCGCCGUUCAUCAAGCCCCUUGAAAAAGAGGUCAAGAUUUGGGAGGAGCGUCUUCUUCGCAUUCAGGAAACCAUUGAUGAGUGGCUGAAGGUGCAGGCUCAGUGGCUCUACCUUGAGCCCAUCCUCUCUUCUCAGGAUAUUAUGCAGCAAAUUCCAGAAGAAGGAAGGCUCUUCCAAAUUGUUGACAAAAACUGGAAGGAGGUCAUGCGGCACUGUGUUAAGGACUCAAAGAUUCUUCAGGCAACCUCAAUGCCUAGCCUACUAGAGAAACUAAUAGAGUCCAACUGCCACUUGGAGACCAUCAUGAAGGGACUAAAUGACUAUCUGGAGAAAAAGCGUCUCUUCUUUCCAAGGUUCUUCUUUCUGUCCAAUGAUGAAAUGCUGGAAAUUCUUUCUGAGACCAAGGACCCACUCCGUGUACAAUCCCAUCUCAGGAAGUGCUUUGAGGGUAUUGCCAAACUAGACUUUCUACCAAAUCUUGAUGUCCAGGCCAUGUACAGCAGUGAAGGAGAGCGUGUUGCGCUAAUUCAGCUCAUCUCCACAACUGAGGCCAAAGGUGCAGUAGAGAAGUGGCUGGUACAAGUGGAAGAAUGGAUGGUUCGCAGUGUCAGGGAUGUAGUGGACCGCUCCAGGACGGCUUAUGCUGAAACUCCACGGAACAAGUGGGUGAAGGAGUGGCCCGGACAGGUGGUGAUAUGUACCUCACAAAUGUUCUGGACCUUGAACGUGCAUGAAGCCAUCAGGGCGGGGGCUCAAGGUGUGAAAAACUACUACGAGCAACUCCAGAAACAGCUGAAUGAAAUUGUGGAGCUGGUGAGAGGGAAACUCCCCAAACAAACACGGAUUACUUUGGGAGCAUUGGUGACAAUUGAUGUCCAUGCCAGGGAUGUAGUCAUGGAGCUCAUUGAACACGAUGUGACAAAUGAAAGUGAUUUCCGAUGGCUUGCCCAGCUUCGUUACUACUGGAGCAAUGACAACGUUCGAGUUCGCAUCAUGAACUGUGAUGUUAAGUAUGCAUACGAGUACCUGGGGAACUCUCCUCGACUAGUCAUCACCCCGCUGACUGACAGAUGCUACAGAACUCUGAUUGGGGCUUUUUUUCUAAAUCUGGGUGGUGCACCCGAGGGUCCAGCUGGAACUGGAAAGACUGAAACCACCAAGGAUCUAGCCAAAGCCUUAGCUGUGCAAUGUGUGGUCUUCAACUGUUCCGAUGGACUAGAUUAUCUUGCUAUGGGCAAAUUUUUCAAAGGUUUGGCUUCAUCUGGAGCAUGGGCAUGCUUUGAUGAAUUCAACCGUAUUGAGCUUGAGGUCCUGUCUGUAGUGGCCCAGCAAGUACUCUGCAUCCAGAGGGCCAUCAAGCUGAAGUUGGAGUACUUUGACUUUGAAGGAACCAUGCUCAAACUCAAUCCCAACUGUUUUGUGUCCAUCACCAUGAACCCUGGUUACGCAGGACGCUCUGAACUCCCUGACAACCUCAAGGUGUUGUUUCGAACAGUGACCAUGAUGGUCCCCAAUUAUGCACUGAUAGCAGAGAUCUCUCUGUAUUCAUAUGGAUUCCUCAAUGCCAAGCCUCUGUCAGUCAAGAUUGCAAUGACUUACAGGCUCUGUUCAGAGCAGCUCUCCUCACAGUUCCAUUAUGAUUAUGGCAUGAGAGCUGUCAAAGCUGUACUUGUGGCUGCAGGAAACCUCAAGCUCAAGUAUCCAGAUGAGAAUGAGGACAUAUUGAUUUUGAGGUCUAUAAAAGAUGUUAACGAGCCCAAGUUUAUCUCGCACGAUAUUCCGCUAUUCAAUGGAAUCACCAGUGAUUUGUUCCCUGGCAUCUCCCUUCCUAAGGCUGACUAUCAGUUGUUUUUGGAGGCUGCAACAGAGUGCUGUACAAAACACAAUGUACAGUCAACACAGAUCUUCAUAGAAAAGAUGAUACAGACAUAUGAGAUGAUGAUAGUCCGGCAUGGGUUCAUGCUGGUGGGAGAGUCAUUUUCAGGUAAGACCAAAGUACUUCAUGUUCUAGCCGACACACUUAUUCUGAUGAAUGAAAGAGGAUACGGAGAGGAAGAAAAGGUCAUCUUCAGGACUUUGAACCCAAAGUCCAUCACCAUGGGUCAGCUCUUUGGACAGUUUGAUCUUGUUUCUCACGAGUGGACAGAUGGGAUUGUGGCCAACACAUUUCGUGAGUAUGCAUCGUCUGAAACGCCAGAUCGUAAAUGGGUGGUGUUUGAUGGUCCCAUUGAUACACUAUGGAUUGAGAGUAUGAACACUGUACUGGAUGACAACAAAAAGUUAUGUCUGAUGAGUGGAGAAAUUAUCCAGAUGUCCAAUCAAAUGAGUCUGAUUUUUGAAGCAAUGGAUCUGUCACAGGCCUCUCCGGCCACAGUCAGUCGAUGUGGUAUGAUCUACAUGGAACCAUCUCAGUUGGGCUGGGAGCCUUUAGUGAUCUCCUGGAUGAACACACUUCCUGAGGUUCUGCAGAGUCCUAACAAUAACAGCCUGCUGCAAGAACUCUUCUACUGGCUGAUGCCACCUACCUUCAGGAUUCUGCGUAAAAACUGCAGAGAAGUUGUCCCAACAACUAACUGGAACACAACAGUAUCAUUAUGUAGACUGUUUGAGAUGCUGCUAACUGAACCCCUAGAGACGGAGACGGGAGAUAAAAUUAUUCGCACUUGGAUCAUGGCAGCCUUUACCUUUUCGUUGGUGUGGUCAGUGGGUGGCAGCUGUGAUUCAAACAGCCGGGAGAAGUUUAGCGAGUUCUUCAGGGAUAUUGUGUCUGGAAAAAUAGGGGAACAUCCAGUUCCUGAUGUUGUGGGGAAAUGGGAAUGCCCAGUAGAUGAGAAAGGCUUGGUGUAUGACUAUUUCUAUGAGUUUAAAGGAAAAGGAAAAUGGAUUCACUGGAAUGAUGCCAUCAAAAAUGUCAGCCUGGGAGACAAAAACACCAAAGUGCAGGACAUCAUUGUUCCCACCAUAGACUCAGUUCGCUACACCUACCUAAUGGACAUUUGCAUCACCAAUGGCGUGCCUUUGCUGUUGGCUGGCCCUACUGGCACUGGAAAGUCUGUGUAUGUGAAGGAGAUGUUGAUGAACAGCCUGGACAAUGACCUAUUUUUACCCCUCUUGAUCAAUUUUUCUGCCCGCACCACUGCCAACCAAACACAGAACAUCAUCAUGGCCAAAUUAGAUAAGAGACGGAAGGGUGUGUUUGGCCCCCCCGUGGGAAAAAAAUAUGUCAUAUUUAUAGAUGAUGUGAAUAUGCCAGCACUGGAACAGUUUGGAGCUCAGCCUCCCGUGGAGCUUCUUCGACAGUUUAUGGAUCACAAAAAGUGGUAUGACCUGAAAGAUACUUCCGGCAUCAAAUUAGUUGACAUCCAGCUUAUCUCAGCCAUGGGUCCUCCUGGUGGAGGAAGGAAUGCUGUGACAUCCCGUUUCCUGCGUCACUUCAACAUUUUUAGCAUCAAUUCUUUUAGUGAUGAGACUAUGGUUCGCAUCUUUUCCAUCAUGGUGGCGUUCUAUCUCAAAAACAAUGACUUUCCGCCGGAAUAUUUCACCAUUGGCAGCCAAAUAGUGACAGCCACCAUGGAAGUUUACAAGAAAGCCAUGGAGAACUUGCUUCCGACGCCAGCCAAGUCUCACUACACUUUUAACCUGCGGGACUUCUCUCGUGUUAUCCAAGGCUGCCUGUUAUUGAAAAGCAAAUCUCUGGAGAACAAACGCACUAUGAUUCGCUUGUUUGUCCAUGAGGUCUUCCGCGUCUUCUAUGACCGUCUGGUGGAUGAUAAGGAUCGAGCAUGGUUCUAUCAGCUGAUGAACAUCAUCCUCAAAGAUCACUUCAAGGAAGCCUUUAACCAAGUGUUUGAUCACCUGAAACAAGGCAGUAAAUUGGUGGAGCAAGACCUGCAGAUUCUACUGUUUGGAGACUAUAUGAACCCUGAUGUGGCGCCUGAUGAUCGCCUGUAUGCUGAGGUGCCCUCCAUAGAGAGCUUUGCUGAGGUGGUAGAGGCAUGUCUUGUUGAAUACAACCAGAUGAACAAGAGCCGAAUGAAUCUCGUCAUUUUCCGCUAUGUCUUGGAGCACCUGUCCCGUAUAAGCCGUGUGUUGAAGUAUCCAGGAGGGAAUGCCCUGCUCAUAGGAGUGGGAGGCAGUGGACGCCAGUCCAUCACUCGAUUGGCCACAUUCAUCGCCCAGAUGACUCUCUUUCAGCCAGAGAUCUCAAAGAGCUAUGGCAUGGUUGAGUGGAGAGAUGACCUCAAGAAACUGCUGAAGAAUGCUGGGGUGAAAGGCCAAAGAACAGUUUUUUUGCUCACUGAUGCUCAGAUCAAAGACGAAGCUUUUCUAGAAGAUAUAAACAGUGUCCUGAACACAGGAGAAGUGCCCAAUAUGUUUGCAAUGGAUGAGAAACAGGAAAUCAUUGAGACAGUACGCCCCAUUGCCCUAGGGAGGAAUAGGAGUGUGGAUUUGAGCCCUUUGACUCUGUACUCCUUCUUCGUGGCUCGUUGCAAGGAGAAUCUUCACAUCGUUGUGGCCUUCAGUCCGAUUGGUGAAGCCUUUCGUAAUCGUCUGCGGCAGUUUCCUUCUCUUAUUAACUGUUGCACCAUUAAUUGGUUCCAGCCAUGGCCAGAGGAGGCUCUAGAGCGGGUAGCCAACUCUUUCCUGAAGCCGCUGGAGAUGAAAGAGGAUGAGCAGAAGGAAGUCGUACCAACCUGCAUAACAUUCCAUACCUCUGCCAUCCAGCUUUCACAGAGAUUUCUCACUGAGCUUGGUCGGCAUAAUUAUGUUACUCCGACAUCUUAUCUGGAGCUGAUGGCAGCAUUCAGUCAGCUCCUCACGAUGAAAAGAGACACAGUCAUGAAGGCCAAAAAGAGAUACACCAACGGUCUGGAAAAAUUAGCCUUUGCUGAAUCUCAGGUUGGUGAGAUGAAAGUGGAGCUGGUGGAAUUGCAGCCCAAACUAGAAGAUGCACAGAUUGAAAAUGACAGAAUGAUGAAGGUGAUAGCAGUGGAGUCUGUUGAAGUGGAAGCUACAAGUAAACUUGUGCGUGUGGAAGAGGAGGCCACAGCUAUUCAAGCCGCUGAAGCUCAAGCACUGAAGGAUGAGUGUGAUAGUGAAUUGGCUGAGGCCAUCCCUGCCCUGGAGGAGGCAACUGCAGCCUUGAACACCUUAAAGCCUGCUGACAUCACUGUUGUGAAGUCCAUGAAAAACCCUCCCUCAGCAGUGAAACUGGUGAUGUCAGCUGUGUGCGUCAUGAUGGGAAAAACACCAGAUAAGAUUGCGGAUCCAGCUGGGUCGGGAAAAAAGGUAUUGGACUACUGGGGUCCGAGCAAGAAGCUGUUGGGGGAUAUGAACUUUCUACGGGAUCUUAAAGAAUAUGACAAGGACAAUAUUGCUGAGGACGCGAUACAAAAAAUUCGUUCUACCUACAUGACCAAUCCUGACUUCAACCCUGCUCAGGUGGCAAAAGCCUCCUCAGCAGCAGAGGGCCUAUGCAAGUGGAUCAAAGCAAUGGAGUCAUAUGACAGGGUGGUGAAGAUCGUGGCUCCCAAAAAGGCCAAACAAGCUGAGGCUCAGAAGACACUGGCUUCUGCCAUGGCUGAGCUAGCAGAGAAGAGAGCCAAGCUGAAGGAGGUUGAGGACCGUUUGGCUGACCUGAAAAGAACAUCUGAGGAAAAGACAGCAGAGAAAGCCAAACUGGAAGCUCAAAGAGAUUUGUGUCAAAGAAAGUUGGAGCGAGCUGAGAAACUCAUUGGUGGUCUCGGUGGAGAAAAAACUAGAUGGUCCAAAGCUGCUGAUGAUCUACAAAACACAUAUGACAACCUGACUGGAGAUGUCCUUAUCUCUGCUGGUGUUAUGGCCUAUCUGGGCGCUUUCACAGCCAGCUUCAGGCAGGACUGCAUCAGUCAAUGGAUCAUGCUGUGUCAAACGAGGAACAUUCCAUCAUCAGAUGACUUCUCUCUCAGUAAGACCCUGGGAGAUCCUAUUAAGAUUCGGGCGUGGAACAUUGCUGGUCUGCCCACUGACUCCUUCUCUAUUGACAAUGGCGUCAUUACCAGUUAUUCACGUCGAUGGCCCCUGAUGAUUGACCCUCAAGGUCAGGCCAACAAAUGGGUGAAGAAUUCAGAGAAAGAGAACAGUUUAAAUGUAAUCAAAUUAACAGAUGAUGACUACAUAAGAACUUUGGAAAACUGUAUUCAGUUUGGAAGCCCUUUGCUGCUAGAAAAUGUACUAGAAGAGUUGGACCCAUCACUGGAACCUCUACUCCUCAAGCAAACCUUCAAACAAGGUGGCGUGGAAUGCAUCAAACUGGGGGACAGCGUGAUCGAGUACUCCUCCGAUUUCCGCUUCUACAUCACCACCAAGCUGAGGAACCCUCAUUAUCUACCUGAACUGGCCACCAAGGUGUCUCUGCUCAAUUUUAUGAUCACCCCAGAGGGCUUAGAGGACCAACUGCUGGGAAUUGUGGUUGCCAAGGAAAGGCCCGAGUUGGAAGAGGAGAGAAAUGCACUAAUUCUGCAGUCAGCUGAAAAUAACAGGCAACUCAAGGAAACGGAGGACAAGAUCCUUGAGACACUAGCGUCCUCAGAGGGAAAUAUUCUGGAAGAUGAGAGUGCUAUUCAGAUUCUAGACUCAGCAAAGAUAAUGUCCAAUGAGAUUUCAAAGAAACAAAAGAUUGCAGAGGAGACUGAGAUAAAGAUAGCAGAGUCGAGAGAGUGUUACAGAGCCAUUGCCAAGCACUCCUCCGUCUUGUUCUUCACGAUUGCUGACCUGACCAACAUCGACCCAAUGUAUCAAUACUCUCUCAGUUGGUUUGUCAACCUCUAUACAAACUCCAUCCAAGAUAGUAAAAAGUCCAAGAUCCUCGAAAAGAGGGUGAUGUACCUGAUAGAUUACUUCACUUAUAACUUGUUCUGCAACGUGUGUCGGUCACUGUUUGAGAAGGAUAAACUUCUCUUCUCCUUUCUCCUGUGCUGCAAUCUACUUCUGGCAAAAGAGGAGAUUGAGUACAAUGACUUAAUCUUUUUGAUGACUGGAGGCGUGGGUCUGCACAACACCAUUGCUAAUCCCGAUCCAAGCUGGUUGCAGGACAAGAGCUGGGAUGAGAUUUGCAGAGCAAACGAGCUUCCUGGUUUAAAAGGAAUAAAAGACGCUUUCAUUGGGGAUCCAGAACUUUUCAAGCCUAUUUUUGACAGCAAAGAGCCGAGCAACACCCCUGUGCCCUCACCUUGGUGUGAUCAACUCAAUGAACUGCAGAAGAUGAUCAUCAUCCGCUGUCUCAGGCCUGAUAAGAUUGUGCUGGCCGUAAACAAAUAUGUCAUAAGUAAAUUGGGGAAAAAUUUUGUUCAGCCCCCGCCCUUUGACUUAAGUAAGAGCUACCUGGACUCCAACUCCACCAUCCCACUGGUGUUUGUGCUUUCUCCUGGUGCUGACCCCAUGGCUAGCUUACUGAAGUUUGCAGGUGACAAGGACAUGGGUGGUAGCAAGUUCCAGUCUAUUUCUCUGGGACAGGGCCAAGGACCCAUUGCUUCCAAAAUGAUAUCCACGGCCAUGCAGGAUGGGACAUGGGUGUGUUUGCAGAAUUGUCACCUGGCAGUUUCCUGGAUGUCCACCCUGGAGAAGAUCUGUGAGGAGUUUAGUCCCGCAAUAUGCCACCAAGACUUCCGACUUUGGCUCACAAGCUACCCUUCGCCCAAGUUUCCAGUGACCCUAUUGCAGAAUGGGGUGAAAAUGACAAAUGAACCCCCAACAGGACUUCGACUAAACAUACUGCAGUCGUACAUGUCAGAUCCUGUUUGUGACCAAAACUUCUUCAAUAACUGUCCUAAUAAAGAACUGAUUUGGGAAAAGCUCCUGUAUGGCCUGUGCUUCUUCCAUGCGCUUGUUCAGGAGAGGAGGAAGUUUGGUCCACUGGGCUGGAAUAUUCCUUAUGGCUUCAAUGAAACUGACCUUCACAUUAGUAUCAGACAGCUCCAGUUGUUUAUCAACGAAUAUGAUGAGGUGCCCUUCGAGGCCAUAACUUAUCUGACCGGAGAGUGCAACUAUGGAGGCCGCGUGACAGACAACUGGGAUCGGCGCCUCCUGAACACCAUGUUAGCUGACUUCUACAACAAGGAUGUCGUGGAGAAACCUUCUUAUCCUUUCUCACCGAGUGGUGAUUAUGUUGCACCUCCCAAAUCGGCCUAUGGAGACUAUCUCCGAUUUAUCAAGGAGCUUCCAGUCAGCCAGCACCCAGAAAUAUUUGGGAUGAAUGAAAAUGUGGACAUUUCUAAGGACCUGCAGCAGACCAAGCUCCUGUUUGAUUCAUUGCUGCUCACCCAGGGAGGCGGCUCUAAGGGAGGGGGUAGCUCUGGGAGUGACAACACGCUGUAUGACAUAGCAAAUGAUAUCCUCUCUAAGAUUCCAAGUAAUUUUGACAUUGAAGCAGCUCUCAUGAAGUACCCAGUUCUCUACAAGGAGAGUAUGAACACUGUGCUUGUCCAAGAAAUGGAGCGCUACAACACGCUGUGUACCACCAUCCGUGUCAGUCUUCAGAACUUGCUGAAGGCCCUCAAGGGUUUAGUGGUGAUGGAUGCAGAGCUGGAGGGAAUUGCAGGGAGUUUAAUAGUGGGCAAGGUCCCAGAGAAAUGGGCCAAACGCUCGUACCCGAGCCUCAAGCCCGUGGGGAGCUACAUCACUGACUUUCUGUCAAGGCUCAAGUUUUUGCAGGAUUGGUACGACUCUGGUAAGCCCAGUGUGUUCUGGCUGUCAGGCUUCUUCUUCACCCAGGCCUUCCUAACGGGGGCUACACAGAACUAUGCCAGAAAAUAUAACAUUCCAAUUGACCUGCUUGGCUUUGACUUUGAGGUUCUUCCCAUUGAUGAGUCAGAAUCGCCUCCUGAAGAUGGUGUCUACAUUAAUGGAUUGUUUCUUGAUGGAGCCCGAUGGGACAAACAAAGUGGAGGUUUAGUUGAGCAGUAUCCCAAAAUCCUAUUUGUGUCGAUGCCCAUUAUCUGGAUAAAACCCACUAAAGACAUCCCAGAUGAGUCUGAUAGUCGCUAUGUUUGUCCUCUUUAUAAGACCAGCGAGAGGAGGGGAACCCUCUCUACAACAGGACAUUCCACUAAUUUUGUCAUUCCUAUGAUGCUGCCCACCACCAAACGCCCUCAACACUGGAUCAAGCGUGGUGUGGCGCUGCUCUGUCAGCUUGAUGACUGAG
Dunckerocampus dactyliophorus (ringed pipefish) is the source of this 11942-nucleotide messenger RNA. It is a transcript of the gene dnah12, whose product is annotated as dynein, axonemal, heavy chain 12. Gene Ontology annotation, cellular component: dynein complex. The transcript is spliced from 74 exons. The record is from RefSeq and is a predicted model, not a curated record. Gene Ontology annotation, molecular function: dynein light intermediate chain binding; ATP binding; minus-end-directed microtubule motor activity. Lineage: Eukaryota; Metazoa; Chordata; Actinopteri; Syngnathiformes; Syngnathidae. The coding region runs from base 107 to 11941 and encodes 3944 amino acids. Gene Ontology annotation, biological process: microtubule-based movement.